Morone saxatilis (striped sea-bass) is the source of this 537-nucleotide messenger RNA. Its product is annotated as collagen alpha-5(IV) chain-like. Gene Ontology annotation, cellular component: basement membrane. The record is from RefSeq and is a predicted model, not a curated record. NCBI's taxonomy places the organism in Eukaryota, Metazoa, Chordata, Actinopteri, Moronidae. The transcript has 8 exons. Bases 1 to 537 code for a protein of 178 amino acids.
AUGGCAGGUCCUCCAGGUCCUCUUGGGCGGCAGGGGCCUCAGGGGCCCCCAGGAUUUCCAGGACCUCAGGGGCCUCCAGGAGAGAAGGGUCAGAGAGGAUAUGAGGGGCCGACGGGAGCUGCAGGACUGAAAGGAGACUUGGGAAGUGUCGGCGUUCCAGGUUUUCCAGGGUUAGAAGGUGUCCCGGGUCACCCAGGUCCUGCUGGAGGUCCUGGUUUUCCAGGUCUGGACGGAUGUAACGGUACCAGAGGAGAUAGAGGAGAUCCUGGACUUCCUGGAGAAUACGGGCCUGAUGGAGAACCGGGUUUUCCAGGACUGAAGGGAAUUAGAGGAGCUCAAGCUGUCAACAUUAUACAGUACCCCGGAAUACCUGGAGACGUUGGGCUGAGUGGACUCCCUGGUCUGAAGGGAGAACAGGGUCUCCCUGGUCCGAUGGGAAUUUCGGGUCCUGCAGGACUAGAUGGGACCAACGCUGUCAGGUCUCAUGACUGUGGACGUGGUGUUGAAGCGCCCCCUACUGCCCAGCCUGGGGACUGA